Molecule: messenger RNA, 2076 nt
Organism: Centropristis striata (black sea bass)
Lineage: Eukaryota; Metazoa; Chordata; Actinopteri; Perciformes; Serranidae
Gene: rnf2
Product: ring finger protein 2
Exons: 9
Coding region: 72-1100 (342 amino acids)
Cellular component (GO): ubiquitin ligase complex; PcG protein complex
Molecular function (GO): chromatin binding; ubiquitin protein ligase activity
Source: RefSeq, a predicted model, not a curated record
GCCGCCAUAUUGCCUCCGCCUGAACGCGCUGGCUGAUCGGCUCGUACACACAGCUGAAAAUUGUUGCAGAGAUGACUCAAACAGUUCAGACCAACGGGGUCCAGCCCCUCAGUAAGACCUGGGAGCUGAGUCUCUACGAGCUCCAGAGAACCCCACAGGAGGCUAUCACAGAUGGGCUGGAGAUAGCCGUGUCGCCCCGGUCCCUACACAGCGAACUCAUGUGUCCUAUCUGUCUGGACAUGUUGAAGAACACAAUGACAACCAAAGAAUGUCUCCACCGCUUCUGUGCUGAUUGUAUCAUCACAGCUUUAAGAUCUGGUAAUAAAGAGUGUCCUACCUGUCGUAAGAAACUGGUGUCCAAGAGGUCGCUGCGUCCAGACCCUAACUUUGAUGCUCUGAUCAGCAAGAUUUAUCCCAGCCGUGACGAGUACGAAGCCCACCAAGAGAGAGUGUUGGCUCGCAUCAGCAAACACAAUAACCAGCAGGCCCUGUCCCACAGCAUAGAGGAGGGGCUGAAGAUACAGGCUAUGACCAGACUGCAGCGCGGGAAGAGACACACAGUGGAGAACGGUAGCGGAGCUGAAGACAACGGAGACUCCUCCCACUGUAGCAACGCUUCUGUUCACAGCAACCAGGAGGCGGGUCCCAGCAUUAAGCGCACCAAGACGAGUGAUGACAGCGGGCUGGACAUGGACAACGCUGCUGAGAACGGGGGCGGGGACUCUGUGAUCGAUGGAGGAGCGAGUGAAAUAGAGCUGGUGUUCAGGCCACACCCCACCCUGAUGGAGAAGGACGACGGUCACAACAGUGUGGAGUUCGUGCCUCGCUACAUCAAGACGUCCGGUAACGCCACGGUGGAUCACCUGUCCAAGUACCUGGCGGUCAGACUGGCUCUGGAGGAGCUGAGAAGAAACGCUGAGGCCAGUCCUGUUAAUGUGGAGGCAGCUUCAGAGAAACAGUACACCAUCUACAUACCUACUGCUGGAAACCAGUUCACUGUUCUGAACGGCUCCUUCUCCCUCGAGCUGGUCAGCGAAAAGUACUGGAAGGUGAACAAACCCAUGGAGCUCUACUUCGCUCCCACUAAAGAACACAAGUAGACACACAUAACACACACACACACACACACACACACACACACACACACACACACACACACACACACACACAGCAGUAGGAAGUGAACAUAUGGACUCGGCUACACUUGCACACACAGAAACAAGAUGAGAGGAAUGUGUGUGUCUGAAGGAGAUGAGGCGGUUGGUGAAACCCUCAAAAGGACUCUUGUAAAAAGAAAAAAAACUUUGUUUUAUAUUCUCUGUAUCUUUCUGUGUCUCUUUCUAUCUUUCUCUCUGUAGAAGGUAGCAGAUCAGUACAGCAGCCAGCAGGUACAUUGAAGCGUUAACAGUAUUUGUAGAACACCUGGUUCACAGUGUGAAAAAAACAUUGUAUUAUACUGUAUUUGUCCCCUUUAUGCCAUGUGAUUUGGGUCUGUUCAGGACUAAAGAGGACUGUGAGUACCGUGGUGAACCCUGGUCCCAGAUCUCACUGUGACUAAUAUCCCAGGUGGCUGGUUUUGGAGUCACCUGUGUCUAAAUUCUACCAGUUUGUGAGCUUUAGGAGCAUAUUGUCAGAACAGGACUAUGGGAAUAUGAAACACAACACACUAGCAUCUCUCUGUAUGUUUGUAUGUCAGUUAGUUUACUCUCUAACAAAGUCAUUUCAGGUUUUGCAAUAUAAAAACUUAAUUGUUCCAGGCUCCACUGAUGAGCCUGAAAGUUAAACAUUUUAAUUCCAAGUCCAAUCUAAGCAGCAUAAUGUUCUGAAACCCUCAAAUGUUUGAGUUGUGCAAGUUCAGACAGAAGGUGAUGGGUUUUGUUUCAGUUUUUCAAAUUCAAAUGAUUAUGGCCUUGUUUUCCUCUUCCGUAGACGAUCCUUUAAAGUGAUUAGUCAGACAGAGAUUUAACUCAUGACAUGCUGUUAGUGUAUAGGGGCCUUUGAGAACGCAGCUUUUGAACCGUACGGUGAAUCCACUACGUUAAAUGUGCGUUCCCACUUGAUCGUUUUGCAGAGCAA